GGGAGGAGCACCCCAUGCGCCCACCCCUCCCGCAUUCUCGCCCUCCUGAUCCGGGCUCCCACCCGUGAGCUUUCUUCUCCUCCUCCCGGCCGUCCUUGCCCGCGCCCGUGGCCCCUGCCGCUGGCACGCGCGGGCCGGCCGAGCAGGACCAGGACGCCACCCGAGGCAUCGAAGUGGAGUCGGGUCGGCUCAUUUCCGUGCCUGCUCCUCCAGCCGAGGGCGCUCUUCCUGAGCGUUUUCCGCAUCCGCCUCAUGAUAUGCACCCCCCCGCUUGCUGCCCCCUCGUUAGCAAGCGCCCGACGAGGCCGGCCUGGCCCGCAGCCAGCCGUCGCUCGAGGACCUGCAGCGCGUGCGUGGCAAGGACAUGCUCGGCGAUGCGGACGCGAGCUGCACCGCCGCCUCCCUCUCGCAGCGGAGCGAGGACGAGCGGAGCUUCAACACGAAGGAGCUGCGGGACUACUACGAGGACGCGUGGCUCACUGCCAGCGAGGAGAGGCGCUACCGCACCAGCGCCACGACGUUUUGCGCCAUGGCCUGGCUGGUGCUGUGCUUCCGCUGCUGGUGCCUCUACAUCGACGGCACCGCGAGCUGCCACGGCAGCAUCAGGUGGCACUGGCGCCUGGGGGAGCUUGCCGGUCUGCUGGCCGUGCUAGCGGCGGUGCACUGCAUGCGCAAGCGGCCCUACGUCGCGGCGUACUGGGCCGUGCUCCUCUCUUUCGCCAUGUACGUCCCGGCGUCGACGGUACCGCCGCUGGAGUUGUCGUGCACCGAGCUGGUGUCGCGGUGCGCUGGGACCUCGGACCCGUACAUGAAGCAGGUCGUGAAGCACCUCGACUGUUCGUUGCAGGGCCAGUCGGCGGAGAUGCUCUUCAUGACAGUGAUAUUGCUGUUCCCCUGGCUGGUUCCCGAGCUGGCCAUGAUGCCCGUCGCCUGUGCCGUGGUGCUCACGAUCUACUUGUCCUGGACGGCCGCCUUUGAGCACUUCAUGGCCGAGGAUGUAUUCGGCAUGUCCCAGGUGGUGAUUCGCACCUCCAUCUUGUGCGUCGCAUUCUCGACGACCUGCGUCUGGAAGUUCUUCAAACAGAAAACCGAACAGCACAUGUUCCUGUGCAACUUGGAGCGGAAGGAGUCGAGCAUGGUCUUGUACUACAUCCUCCGCAACAUGCUGCCGGCGCAUGUCUUGCUGCCCGUUCUCAAGCGCGAGCCAGUGGCGGACAAGGUGCCUUGGGCGACAAUUAUGUUCGUCUUGAUGGAGGACUUCCAGUGUCUGACCCGCAACACCCUCCAGCCGAGCCAGCUCCUGCGCUUUCUGAACCAGGUCUUCAGCGACUUCGACAGCAUCUGCGAGUGCUACGACGUCACGAAGAUCGAGUCCGUCGGCGAGGAGUACGUCUGCGCCGUCGGCCUGGGAGAGGAGGAGAGCAGCAGGGCGGCCGCGCUCGCGCGGCUGUUCCUCGCCGCGGAGCGCAUGUUCCUCGUGGCUGAGCGCGUCCCCAGCCUGCUGCAGGAAGACGUGCGCCUUAGGAUGGGCAUGCACACGGGCCCGCUUGUCGCUGGCGUCAUCGGCAACCGCCUGCCCCGGUACCGCCUCUUCGGGGACACGGUCAACACCGCGGCGCGCAUGAUGCAGAAGGGCCGGCCCGGGAAGCUGCAGUUCGGGGAGGAGACGCGGAGGGACCUGCCCCCGUGCGUGGUCUCGAGCCCGCGGGGCCUGGUGACCAUGAAGGGCAAGGGCGACGUGAUGACGUACGAGUUCGAGCGCAUCGACCACAGCAAGGUCGACCGACCCCAGGACUUCCUGCAGGAAUUUCGGCUCCAGGCGGCGCCCGGCAAGACCGAGCUCGUGCACGUGCUGUUCGAGGCGCAGGCGGGUCAGCUGCAGACGGGCCGGAAGGGCUUCGCCACCCUGGACAUUGGUUGGUGCGUUCCGGUGUGGUCGAAUGUCGGCUCCCAGUCGGGCGCCUCGUCAAGCCUCAGCAGCGACGAGGAGGGCUCUGAUGGGUCGGACGCUAGCACCCAGGACGACGGGGCCGUGGCUACUGCACCUUUUACUGCAUACCAGAAGGGAAUCACGGCGUCCCAUGACAUGAGAAACUUCGACCGCGUCAUCCAACAGUUAACCGAGAAGGAGUCAUCCGCGAUGAGAGCAGCCAUGCGCGGCCGUCUCUUCCUCAGCGAGAAGAGCGAGUUCACAGAGCAAAUGGAGCGUGAUUUUCAGAAGUGGGAUCGUGACAAUGCUAUUCUCAAGAAGGUAGGCCGACGAAUGGCCACGCACAUUGCGCUUUUCGUUGUGUACACGGCAGCAGAGAUCUCCGCCAUCCUUCUCCACACGCACAAAGUGUCUUUGGAAUGUUGGCAUGGGUUGACGUGUUGGCCCCUCUUUCUGUUUUUGAGAAGCUGCGCUUUGUCUAUAAUGUUCUGGCUGGUGGUCAAAGCUAGUCGUGGCCUCUUGGUGAGCGUCGAGCACCCUCAGCUCGUGCUGUUCAUGUCGUACGUCGCCAUCGACCUUCUGAUUGCUGCGUCGUACCAGGUUCUGGUCUCCUGCUUCGAAGAGGAAGCCGACGUCAUAGAUGACGAGACGGCUUUCAAGAAGGCGUACUCCGCGGAAGAGGUAUUCUCUAUAGUGUUCGUGUUGGUACACUUGGUCGUCAUGAACGCUCACUCCUUCAAUUUUUCGUUCUCCGUUGGAUGGAUGUGUGUCACUGUCUUUGUUGCCACUUGCAUUUGUUUGUGGAAUACUGCCGCGUUCUACACAUACGGCAUGGCCUUCUUUUUCAUUGUCAACUCUGUACUGAACACAGUCGCGGCACACGACAAGGAGCAGGGCAAACGCAGAUAUUUCAAGGCGCAGCACCACACCGAGAACACCAGCAGGCGCGUGGGCGAAAUCCUCGAGACGCUGCUGCCCCCGCUCAUCAUCAGGGAGGUCCAGGAGGGCGCAGCCCAGUAUGGCGACGCUGCCACUCGGAGAAAUGCCGUCCGAAACCAGCCGUCCCACUUCUACGAGAGCGCGACGGUGGCGCAGAGCGACCUGGUGGGCUUCACCGCGCUGGCGGGCAGGCGCACCCCCGCGGAGGUGGUCACCAUGCUGGAGGAGAUCUUCGGGCGCUUCGACAGCAUCGCGGAUGAGCUCGGUGUCUGGAAGAUUGAGACGGUCGGCGACGCGUACAUCGCCGCGCAGGCCGGCGCGCCGCUGACCAGGAUGCGCUCACCUUCCGCGGUGGUGCGCUUCGGGGCGGAGAUGGUGCUGGCGGUGCAGCAGUGGUCGGAAAAGAACAGCGUGGUGGUCACCUGCCGCGUCGGCGUCCACCACGGCGAGUGCAUCGGCGGAAUCGUGGGCGUGCAGAUGCAGCGGUACCACCUCUUCGGCGACCUGAUUACCGAGGUCGGGGUGCUGGAGAGCACCGCUCCAGAGAACGUCGUCCAGGUCAGCGGUGCCUGUCGGAAGGCCGUCGUGGACGAGCACGCUCUGCCGCGCACGCCCGCCGAGGAGCCCCUCCCCCCCGUGCUCGCGGCGCUGUCCCAGACUCCGCGCUCCGAGUCCGAGCCCGUGCUGCGGACGUCCAAGGGCGAGGAGUACUCCUACGGCUCGGCGGGCGGCCCCACCUACCUGCUCGGGGGCCCCGCGGCGUUCCUGGCGCUCUGCGCCCCGCGGGCGGGCGGGCGCCCUGCCUCCGCGCCGUGAGGCGCCCCGGGGCACCCCGGUGCCGACGAUGAGGUCGGGUGCGUCCAUCCCUCGUCCGCGUCCUCCCCCCGCUGUUGCAAGAGCCGCCUCCCCAGCGCGGGGUCUUCGCGCCGAGUCGACUCACGAGGACCUGGAGCCCGCUCUGCGCUCCUCCUCCUCCUCCUGCGCGUCCUCCUCCUGCUCCUGCUCCUCCUCCUGGACGGCGGCCCUGCUUGGGUACCCGCCUCCGCACUGGCGAUACCCCUGGCAGGAUGCAGUGCACGGGAUCUCCGCCCGCUCAGGAGUCCCAGGAGCUGCGCAGCACUGCCGAUAGGAAUUGCAUGUAGUAGCACCUUUUGGAGGAGAGCCGGUCGAGAUUACGGCGGACGGCGGCCCCGUCCCGGCAAUCUUCGUGUACUCCUCGCUAGUACUCCUCGCCAUGUGAAAGAUAUCAUUAGAGCACUUCUGGUGAUGGGGCUAUCAGGUCCCCACCAUUUGCUUAGGCGGAUCCAAGUAAUUGCCCAUUUCGCUCACCCAUUGGAGGCUGGAUGUGCCGUCUCAGGGGAGCGAUGCGCGGACCUCACUCACUUUGCUUCUGAGGUGAGCAUCCUGCACUUAGGCUUGCCUUGGUGCCUACAGACCGUGCGUUAUAGACGUUGGAGCUUUAGCUCUGCUUGGGAGGGA
Molecule: messenger RNA, 4348 nt
Organism: Prorocentrum cordatum
Lineage: Eukaryota; Dinophyceae; Prorocentrales; Prorocentraceae
Source: the annotation of a GenBank genome assembly